Nicotiana tabacum (common tobacco) is the source of this 690-nucleotide messenger RNA. The record is from RefSeq and is a predicted model, not a curated record. Lineage: Eukaryota; Viridiplantae; Streptophyta; Magnoliopsida; Solanales; Solanaceae.
UGAUCCUUCAUUUCAUAUGAACAUCUUUAACUUGCGCCCUUUUCACCAACUAAAAAAUGAACAUGAUGUCGAUGAGACAGAAUUACUCGAUGUUGUUGGUCAGGUUGUGACCUAUGAAGAUGUUAAGACCUACAAUCAGGGAGACGACCAAAGUUUUCUUAUUAAUGUUGUACUCGAAGAUGAUCAGAGGAACAGGAUUAUGGCAACAUUAUGGAGCGAACUUGUGGAUCAAAUUCAACAUCACUUGAAUGAAUCUGCCGAUGAGCCUUUGAUUGUUGUUUUCCAGCAUAUGAAACCUCAAAAAUAUCGAGGUAAUUACUCAGUGCGUAGCUGUUGGUAUCAGACAAAGAUAUGGAUAAAUUCUACGUUGCCGCAGUCUAUUGAAUUUAAAUCCAGAUUACUUGCAGCACGUCAAUCAAACAUUGAGCGAAUCACUCGAACAAGUUCUCAACAAAGUUACUCUGUUACAGAUGAGUUAGACAAAGGAAUUGUACUGUUUAAAACUAUUAGGGAUUUAGUUCAGUGCACGCAAGAAUCCAGCUAUUGGAUUGCGGCAAAAUUGGUUAAUUUGGAACUUGACCGGGGAUGGUCAUACUUGGCAUGCAACAAGUGUAGUCGAAAGGUGGAAAAAGUUGAAAAUAAAUACUUUUGUGCCAAAUGCAAUGAAGAAGAGUCUUUUGUUACUCACAG